ACACGCGAUUCUGCAAUAAAUUUCUUGAAGAAAUUUAUUCAGACAUAUGUUCUACAAUAUUCUUCGAGCUGAAAAUUAAGGAAAUGUUGAAUGACAUUCAGGCAUGAUCAAAAAAAGUUUCUGGCAAAAACUUCCUGGGUCUGUGUGCUCAAAAUUGAUAUUAAGAAACAUUUUACAAAUAUCAUGUACACUUACUCAGGCAAGUACACAACUAAUAUAAUAAUACUCCCUUUAAAAAUUUUAAAAAUUACCAUUUCUUAAAGCAUCUUGUAAAUUUGUUGUUAUUUCUUCCCAAGUUAACUUUAAGGGACCACCCAGUGUUUUAUACAUGUGUAACCUUAUACAUAGAAUUCCGUCGUUUCCGUCACCUAACUAGUAGUGUGUGCGUUUACUUUUGCGACAUAUUCCCAAAUUUCACAGCCAAAUGUUGUAAAGAUGAACGCGACAUUUUUGAACACAUUUAGUAAUAUUUCUGGUUCAGUGGCCAUGCUGUCAGAUGAAACGAUCGCAAUUCAGUCAACGGUGAUGCUAAUUCUUGUCAUAUCAUCGUUGGUGUGUAAUGGUCUUGUUCUUUUUACCUUUUACAAGAGCCGCGAUCUCUUCACUGUAACAUGUAAUAAGUUUGUAUUGAAUAUGACAUUCGUAAAUGUUUUUUCGACGCUUUUUGUGUUGCCAUUUGUUACAACGACGAGCAUAAAUAAUGAUUGGUUAUUCAAACAUACUUGGUGUCAAAUUAAUGGAUUUUUGUUGAUAUUGCUCUCGUGUGCUUUGCUUUUAACACUAGCUGCGUUAAGUUAUGAUCGUUGUUAUUUCAUUGUUAAACCUCUACGUUAUCCUAUUCAUAUGAGUUCUUCACGAGCGUAUAUUAUGAUAAUUGUCAUAUGGUUGUUAUCAUUAUUUACGGCCAUAUUGCCUGUACUUGGCUGGGGAAAAUUUGGAUAUCAAAGAUCGAAGUUAUCUUGUACUGUCUUAUGGCAUUUAUAUACAAGUGGCUACUCGAAGUUCUUUUGUGUGACUUCAAUAUUUUUACCUCUCCUUAUCAUUAUUGUAUCCUAUUUUAUAUUGCGCGCAGUACAUAAGCAGGUUCGUGGUGGCCGACUUAGUUUGGGAAGUCUUAUUUCACCAAGUGAAUAUAUCCAAGCACAAAACCAGCAACGGGCAAUGGCCACUAGAGCUGAACAUUCACGAAUCAAAGCAUGGAAGACACUUGUCCUUCAUGUUGGAACUAAUUUAGUUUGCUGGAUACCAUAUUCUGUGUGUAUUUUAGUAGAGGAUUUGCGUGGACGUACUGAUGUAAUACCGCAAGAAAUUCAAACAGCAUCAGCAAUUUUGAUCUUCUCUUGCGUACUGUGGUGUCCUAUAAUAUAUGCAUUUCGAGUGAAAUUGGUUCGACGUGAGAUAAACACUUUAGUUCGUCGAACUUUUAAAAUUGGUGCUAACAGUGUGAGGCCAUUUAAUCCAGAUGAAUGUUCAUUUAUUAUAGAAACCUCUGCUGCAUUGAAAAAUCGCACAGCUUCUCAAAUAACAAUUAAAGGUUAUGACGAUCUUUUGAGUACAGAUAUUGAACAAUCUACUGCAUUACCAUGUAUACCUGAACAAAUAGAAAUACCAUGUAAUGAUGAUAUUGUAAAAAACUACAUUGAAUCAUCCCAUCCAGAUACUGAAGUCACCGAAAUCACAACAAGUUCACUACCUGGACAAAUUACAUAAUACUUUAUUAUCUUCACAUAAUAAGUGUAAAAUUUUAAAACAGCGGAAUGGAAUCAAAAGUCAAAUUAAGUUAUGGUCAA
Molecule: messenger RNA, 1790 nt
Organism: Xenia sp. Carnegie-2017
Lineage: Eukaryota; Metazoa; Cnidaria; Anthozoa; Malacalcyonacea; Xeniidae
Product: G-protein coupled receptor 161-like
Biological process (GO): G protein-coupled receptor signaling pathway
Cellular component (GO): membrane
Molecular function (GO): G protein-coupled receptor activity
Source: RefSeq, a predicted model, not a curated record